Molecule: messenger RNA, 639 nt
Organism: Oncorhynchus masou masou (cherry salmon)
Lineage: Eukaryota; Metazoa; Chordata; Actinopteri; Salmoniformes; Salmonidae
Product: octapeptide-repeat protein T2-like
Exons: 2
Coding region: 1-639 (212 amino acids)
Source: RefSeq, a predicted model, not a curated record
AUGAGAGACCCAGAGGAUCAGAGGCCCAGAGGAUCAGAGGUCCAGAGGAUCAGAGACCCAGAGGAUGAGAGACCCAGAGGAUCAGAGGCCCAGAGGAUCAGAGACCUAGAGGAUCAGAGCAGGAUCAGAGACCCAGAGGAUCAGAGAAUAAAAGGAUCAGAGGCCCAGAGGAUCAGAGGCCCAGAGGAUCAGAGGCCCAGAGGAUCAGAGAAUAAGAGGAUCAGAGACCCAGAGGAUCAGAGAUCCAGAGGCUCAGAGUCCCAGAGGAUCAGAGGCCCAGAGGAUCAGAGGCCCAGAGGAUCAGAGGCCCAGAGGAUCAGAGGCCCAGAGGAUCAGAGACCCAGAGGAUCAGAGGCCCAGAGGAUCAGAGACCCAGAGGACCAGAGAUCCAGAGGAUCAGAGACCCAGAGGAUCAGAGGCCCAGAGGAUCAGAGACCCAGAGGAUCAGAGACCCAGAGGAUCAGAGUCCCAGAGGAUCAGAGACCCAGAGGAUCAGAGACCCAGAGGAUCAGAGGCCCAGAGGAUCAGAGACCCAGAGGAUCAGAGUCCCAGAGGAUCAGAGACCCAGAGGAUCAGAGACACAGAGGAUCAGAGGCCCAGAGGAUCAGAGACCUAGAGGAUCAGAGACCCAGAGGAUGA